Messenger RNA from Gasterosteus aculeatus aculeatus (three-spined stickleback), 1939 nucleotides. It is a transcript of the gene slc48a1a, whose product is annotated as solute carrier family 48 member 1a. Gene Ontology annotation, molecular function: heme binding; heme transmembrane transporter activity. Lineage: Eukaryota; Metazoa; Chordata; Actinopteri; Perciformes; Gasterosteidae. The record is from RefSeq and is a predicted model, not a curated record. Gene Ontology annotation, biological process: heme transport. Gene Ontology annotation, cellular component: lysosomal membrane; plasma membrane.
AGCUUACAGCCGGUCAUCUUUGCAGCUCCGAUAAACACGAUAAACGCUGCUGUCGGUACUUUUGUAUUUUCUCUCUCUCCCUUUUAGCCUGAAAUCGAACUUGCGUGACUUGAAUCGCCGUGUCGUGUCAGGCGCACGGACCGACUGUUUAGCGUUUUCUAAAGCUAGCUAACGCCAACUAGCGUUGGCUGACGUCGUUGUCGCUCGUAGGAAUUCGAUGUUGUCAUUUUCGCGUCUCUGGUGUCGAUGCUGUUACAUAAUGUGGCGGUAAGCUGUUAGCUUAAUACACGUCUAAUAGCCAUCGUAUAACGUUGCGUCUGUGACUCGCGGACCCGCUACAAACACUCCGGCGGCCCCGUGGUUGGAUUGUUUGUUUACAAUGGGAGUCAGCAGGAUUUACAUUAGCAUCGGCUAUGCUACCUUCGGAACUCUGGUUGGAUUCUCGGCGUUCUUGGUCUGGAACGUAGCGUACAAACAGCCGUGGACGGCGGCCAUGGGAGGCCUGUCGGGUGUUUUGGCCCUCUGGUCACUCGUCACACACAUCAUGUACCUGCAGGACUUCUGGCGUACUUGGCUCAAAGGCCUCAAGUUCUUCAUCACUGUCGGCGUGCUCUUCUCCGUCGUGGCAGUGGCCGCCUUCAUCACCUUCCUGACCCUCGCCAUCAAACAGAAGCAAUCUCCUACUGACCCGAACAGCCUUUAUCUCUCCUGUGUGUGGAGCUUCAUGACUCUCAAAUGGUCCUUCCUCUUGGCCUUAUAUUCCUACAGAUAUCGCCAGGAGUUCGCAGACAUCAGCAUCCUCAGCGACUUUUAGUCUGUACUGAUUUUUUACCCUGCGAUGGACUUUGAGAGGUUUUAGGCAGCCAGAAGGAGCUGGCCAAAGAGCUUUUGUAACAACGAGGCGAAGGAGGAGGAGGAGGAAAAACAAGAAAAGCAGACCUUGCUAGCUUAAGAAGAACCUGACUUUUACCACUUGGAUUUGUGUUGUCACUUGUUCACCUACUUUUACCGACCCAAAUGUUCCUGUAAGUAGUCAUAAGUCUGACCUCCUGACGACCAGCUGCUUUUAAUACAAAUGGCUUGAGGCGUUACACGUAAACACAUGCUGGGUUUUUAAGAAUUUAUCUUGGCGAUGUUUAAUCUUAAAAACGCUAAUACACAUAAUGGAAUCCCCAAUGUAACAGGCUUUUAAUCUAAUGAUAAACUGUGAAAAUGAAAGAGAAAAUACCCCCAAAGCUUAAAAUCCCCAAAACCGAAACUAAAACCUCCCACCUGAAGCCACUAAUCGGGAGGUUGACGCUGUUUGUUGGAGGGCUUGAAUGUUUGUACCCAAAUGAUCCUUUUCAUAGUUUGCAGAUUUGAACAACAGGAUACUUUCAUUACCACAGUCACUGUUUUAGUCAGUCCCUUGGCUCCCUUUGAUAGUUACCCUUUUAUUACUCUCAUUUAAUGUGUUUUGAAGAGAGUAGUUUGUAGUUUAUUUCUUCCUUUUUAUUCCAUAUUUACUUUUAGAAGAACUGAAGAAAAUGCUUUCCUCUGGAAUUUAUCAUUUGUUUCAAAAUAGAGACUUUUUCUAUCAAGAGCUCACUGUAAAAUAAUGACAUUCCUCUUAAGAGAAAACCUAAAUUAGUUGGACAUAUAAUUGCACUUUAGUCUUUAAUAUUGAUGCCAUUGUUUUGCACACAGAUCCUACUACAAUGGAAAUAAUCAGGUUUUACAGUCAUCUCUGUCUCACCAUUUGAAAUUUUUAAUUACACUAUAUGUAAUUAUUUUACAGUUGGCAAGUUAAACUAGGCCUUGUAAGUGGUUUAUAUCCAGCUGUUGCUCAUUUUACCUUCUACGAUAAAAACAUAUUAAACAUCUAUGUUUUUAAAGAAUGAAUGUCAGGAUGUUACAUGUAAAUACCCAAUGAACCAAUUAAAAUUGCAUUUAUUGUUAA